AUACUUAGUUCGUCCCUUGACCCAAACUCCCAUCAGUAGAUCUUUUCAAUCUACAAAUCGCCUCAUCUACAGGACAAUGGCAUCCCAAAACACACCAGCUUUCAACAAGAUUCUCUACGCUCCUUUGGCAGAGAUCGACCCAGAGGUCAAAAAUAUCAUCGACAAGGAGACAUGGAGGCAGUUCACUGGACUCGAGCUUAUUGCUUCAGAGAACUUGACCAGCCAGGCCACCAUGGAGGCCAAUGGCUCAAUUCUCACCAACAAAUACUCUGAGGGUCUCCCCAAUGCUCGUUACUACGGUGGUAACGAGUACAUUGACGAACUCGAGCUCCUUUGCCGAAAGCGUGCCCUUGAGGCCUUCCACCUCGAUGCCUCCAAGUGGGGUGUCAAUGUCCAGCCCUACUCUGGCAGUACUGCAAACUUUGCUGCUCUUACCGCUUUGAUCCAACCCCAGGACCGACUCAUGGGUCUCGGUCUCCCCGACGGUGGCCAUCUCACCCACGGUUACUACACCGCCAAAAAGAAGAUGACCGCCUCCUCCAUCUACUUCCAGUCCCUCCCCUACGGUAUCAUCCCUGAGAGCGGCCUCAUCGACUACGACAAGCUCGAGGCCCAAGCUAAAAUCUACAAGCCCCGACUCAUCAUCUGCGGUGCCUCUGCCUACCCCCGUGACUGGGACUAUGCUCGUCUCCGCCAGAUUGCUGACAAGGAGGGCGCUUGGUUGAUGGCUGAUAUUGCCCACACCAGUGGUCUCAUUGCUGCCCAGGAGCUCAACAGCCCCUUCGACUACUGUGACGUUGUCACCACCACCACCCACAAGACCCUUCGUGGCCCUCGUGCUGGCCUCAUCUUCUACAGGAAGGAUCUCGAGAACGCCAAGGACCUCGAGAAGCGCGUCAACGACGCCGUCUUCCCUGCCUGCCAGGGUGGUCCUCACAACAACACCAUCGCUGCUAUUGCUACCGCCCUCAAGCAGGUCGCCUCCCCCGAAUGGAAGGCCUACGCCAAGCAGGUCGUCGCCAAUGCCCGCGCCCUCGCUGAGACCCUCGUCGGUCACGGCUACAAGCUCCAAACUGGCGGUACCGACAACCACCUCGUCCUCUGGGACCUCCGCCCCAUCGGCCUCACCGGCUCCAAGGUCGAGAAGGUCUGCGACCUCAUGGGUAUCACCAUCAACAAGAACGCUGUCUCCGGUGACGCCUCUGCUCAAGUCCCCGGCGGUAUCCGUUUGGGUACCUCCGCGCUCACCUCGCGUGACAUGCGCGAGGAGGACGUCAAGCAGGUCGCCGAGUUCUUGCACCGUGCUGUGCAGAUCUCCUUGACUCUCCAGAAGGAGGCCGGCACCAAGUUGUUGAAGGACUUUGUCCGUGUUGCUACCACCAAGGAGGAGGGCAAGGUUGGAUAUGAGCAGGUCAGCCAACUGAGGGAGGAGGUUCAGGCCUUUGCCAAGAGGUUCCCUCUCCCUGGUGUCGAUACCCAGAACCUGCAGAGGCCCGAGGGUUUGCAUGAGUACCACUAA
This is a messenger RNA of Coprinopsis cinerea okayama7#130, 1519 nucleotides long. RefSeq names its product glycine hydroxymethyltransferase. The transcript has 7 exons. The record is from RefSeq and is a predicted model, not a curated record. The coding region runs from base 77 to 1519 and encodes 480 amino acids. Gene Ontology annotation, biological process: tetrahydrofolate interconversion; folic acid metabolic process; L-serine catabolic process. Gene Ontology annotation, molecular function: zinc ion binding; pyridoxal phosphate binding; serine binding. Gene Ontology annotation, cellular component: cytoplasm. Lineage: Eukaryota; Fungi; Basidiomycota; Agaricomycetes; Agaricales; Psathyrellaceae.